AUGAGCAAAGAAUGGGCUGAUGCUCUCGAAUGCAGAAGCAAAAUAUCCUUGGAAGAUAGAAGAGAAGAGAGAGGAAUAAAUAACUAUGAACUAAUAAAUGAAAAAAUAUUCGUGUAUAGAUGUAGAGUAUGCCUUCUAGUGUUUACAUGUGUACACUCAUUUUCAAAUCAUGUCAUAAGUGAGAACCAUCGAAUAAAACAGUUAGAUUCAUUGAUGAAAGAAAAAUUUUAUAACUGCCUUAGAUGUAAAUAUAUCUGUUUUAGCAUAGCUAAGAUUAUAAAACAUAUAGAAUUGUAUAAUCAUGGUCACAAUGUUUUAAAAAAAAUAAAAAUGAAUAUGAUGUACAAUGGAGUAGCUUCUUGCUCCUGCAAAACCAAAUGUUAUACCUUUUAUUCACAAAAUAAGUAUUGCACAAAUGCAGAAAAUGCUCUUUUGUGUGAAUUUAAAAGCGGCACUAAUUUCAGCUCGCUAGGUGAAGACAGGGACUUUAAUUAUGAUUGUAUUUAUAGUCACAAUCAGGACAAUAGUCAGAAUCACAAUCGAGGCAAUAGUCAGAAUGAUAUUCCUUCAGUUGGAAUUGAAUACAUUCCCAGUGAGGGAGAAAUGUCUCCUAGAGGUAACUUCUUACCCCAAAUAAACGCUCCUAACAUUCUGAACCCAUUUUUUCCUAGCUAUGAUAGCCAGUCGCACACAAACGAGGCUUUCAGCGACCAUCCCAUGAUAGAAUUCAAUAGAAGGAAAACUUUGAGUUUUUUUCUGCCCAUCACAGCUGAAGGGUCUGCUCAACACAAGGGACGAACCAUGGAAAAUGAUGUUUCUGGAAGUAGAGAAGUAGGGAAAAACAUCGUAGAUAGAAGUGGUAGCAAAAUUGUGGAUACAGGUGGACUGGGAGAUGAAAACAUAAGUGCGAAUAACCCAAUGCAGGUGAACAGGAUUACAAGUGAGAAUAAUGGCACGAGCAUGAGUUGCAGUCAGGUCGGAGAACAAACGAAACUCAGCCCCAUCUGCACUGAUAUAAACAAAAUAAACAAUUUUAACACCAUUUUACUAAAUUUAGAGGAGCAAGAAGCAAAGAAUGACUCAGAUAACUACAGAAGCAAUGACAAAAGGAAUUUAUUGUUGCACAUAUAUAAAAACAAUUACAACUUGAAUAAUGUACAAAGAAAUAAUUCUUACUAUCAUGUAGAUAACUAUAAUGAGAAAAAGUGCGAUUCUAUGGAAGAAAAUGGAACUCAAUUCUCUUCCUCCCAUUUGACCUUGAAUAAAUCUAACAACUUUUCUGAAAGAAAUUUUGAUCCAUUGAAAAAUUAUGCAUAUAAUCCUUUCGAAAAUAACUCCUUCAACUUAUUUGAAAAGGAUAUGUAUAACAAUGUGGAGACAUUCACAGAUAAUACCAGUUUUGAUAUCCAUCAUAGGGAUCACAACAGAAGCCUAGAAAAUACAACAGAUAUGAAGAAAAAUACAAGUUCCAGGAGUAUUUAUAAAGAUAUGAAAAAUGAUAACUAUUUGUAUGCAUCCAAUUUUUGUAACAUGGGAGGAAGUUGCAAUACCCAGGGAAGGAGCAACAUAAGGAGAAAUUCUAAACAGAACAAGCCCCCUACUUAUGAACCAAUUUUCUACAACGAGAAGAACAACAUCAAUGAUACAUUUGUCUCGACAUUAGAGAAAGAUAUUCUUCAAACCAAAGGAAAAACAAAAACAGAAAAUGAAAACGAGAAUACCUUUCACCCCUCUUCCAUAGGAAGUGCUAGGGGGAUCUCUUCAUUAAUCACAAUAUCUGAACAACAGGAAAAAGUAGCAUUAUACAAUAUUCCACCAGACCUUAGACACGAUAAUCGGAUGGAUUCAAACGUGAUGCGACUGAAUGGAACGCGUACAAAUGGUGAUAUACGUAACAGGAUACAAGAGGGCAUGCAAAAGGAGUUUAAUGAGAGUAGGGAUGAGCAUAAGGAUCAGCACCAAAAUCAGUGCGGGAAUCUGUUUGGGAAUCAGUGUGAAAAUCAAUACAAGAAUGAGUAUGGAAAUCAGUGUGAAAAUCAGUACAAGAAUGAGCGUGGGAAUCAAUAUGGGAAUCUGUGUGAGAGCCAAUUGAACGAUUUUCAAUACAAGGAGAAGACUAGCUGUUCGGAUAAUGUCUUAAAAAAACAUCUUGGUAAAAAUUUGACACUACACAUGUAUGACUGUCACGCGAGCAACACCGGAGAUGCAGAUACAGGAGUACAAAAGGGGAGCACUGUAAAUGUUAAAGGCGAGAAAAAGAAGAAAAACAUAGGGAGAGAAAAAUACUGGGAAUCUCUCAAUGAUUGUCUUAUGUCACCAGACAAUGUUACACCGGAGAUAUUGGAGAAGCAGAAGCCGAGUAAAGUUACCUUUACAAAAAUGAAUUUCACUUACAGAGAAUUUAAAAAUUAUGAAACGUCGGGUAGUAGACAAGGAAUCAAGGACAUUGAUUCGCUUCUUUUGGAUAAAUGCUGGAGAUCUCAAAUGGAUAAAACGAGUAGUGAUGUUUACAAGUGUAUGAGUGGCAUGAGCCAGAGUUUCCAAGGGGAAAAAAAGUAUGGAGGGGUGGAGAUUAAUAAAGAUAGCAAAAUUAAGAAGAUUUAUGAGAUUGGGAAGACUGAUGAGAUUGACGAGGUUGAAGGGAUUUGCGAAACUGAUGAGGGAAACGAAAUGGACGAAAAAAGUGGAGAACCUUGUACUGACAAAUUUGUGACCCUAAUUGAUGGUGGAUUAACAUAUAUACAAGAAGGAAGAAAUAAAACAAUCACUGAUGCAAACAGAAAAGAGGACGAAUCAGAUUUACUGAAUAGGUAUCAUAUGAUGGGAAGCAUCUCCAGUUAUUCAUUCAAUGACUUAAUAAAUGAAACUAGAUACUACACAGACUUGAAAAAUGAGAGAGAUAUGAGGUUUGUUCUUGAUCGGGGUGAAAAUUUUCACAGUUUUAAGAAUCCCUAUGACGAUUUUAAUUACCCCAGAAAAUCCUAUAAUGAAGAAAUAAUGAAAGAUGAAAAUGACAAAAGAGAAAAACUCCUGAACAGAAAUAGCUACUUCAAUUGUGUUUCUACUAAAGACUUAUAUAAAGAUACAAAUAUAGAAGCACAAAAAGACACAUCAAAAAUGUUAAAAUGUGUAAAAAAUAAUGAUUUGAAUCUGGGUUCCUUUUCCAUGGGGAAUAAUUUUAACUCGAACAAUUUAAACGACAAAAAUAGACACACUUUAGUCAAUAGACAACCUGAUAAUACUAUUGAUAAUUUAAAUGAAAUGCUUUUUAACAAUAUAUAUGAAGGACAAUUUGGAGAAAAAAACGAUUGUAGAACUCCUAGAGGUAUUGCUAUUCUAAAUGAGAAAAGAAAAUCCUUUAUCGAAGAAGUUGGACAACUAAGAAAAUCAAUUGAAGAUGAAGAAAAAGAAAGUAAAAAUAAUAAACAAAAUUUUAGAACUAUCAAUCCUUAUGAACAAAAAUUUCUACGUACAAAUAAUUUCCAAGAAGACAGAAAUAACGUUUAUAAAAAUGAUAUCAUAAAAAAAGAAAAUUAUUUCAUGAAAAGUAAUCCAAGUGACACAAAAAAUACAUACCCUGAUUUUAAACUGGUUCGAACGAAUGAACCUGGUUCCUUGUGUACUCCAAAUCCUGGAAACCACUUCGACAGAAGCCACUUCGAGAGAAGUUACUUCGAGAAAAGCCACUUCAAUAAAAGUAACUCCCAUAAGAAUGACUCCGAUAAGAGGAACUUUGAGAAGCAUCCUUUGGACAACCAUUUUAAAAACCGUUUUAAUUGCUCCUAUCAAGGGAAAGAAGAUUCCUCAGGUGAUGAGAAAAACCAGAAUUUUACUUCGAACCUUUCAAAGUGGCAAAGUAAAAGGUAG
Molecule: messenger RNA, 3867 nt
Organism: Plasmodium gonderi
Lineage: Eukaryota; Apicomplexa; Aconoidasida; Haemosporida; Plasmodiidae
Exons: 1
Coding region: 1-3867 (1288 amino acids)
Source: RefSeq, a predicted model, not a curated record